GCGACUCCAUACCUCGUUGAACUUGACACAUAGCACGUAGCACAGGCGCUUACUGAUGGUGAUUCAAAAGCUUGUCGUAUCAUCGGUUUAGUUGUCGCGAAAUCGCAAGAUGCUAGCUCACUGUGAUAUAUUUGACUUCAAAGUACUUAUGCUUACAUGUCUGCUGAUACAUUUGCCAAAUUGUCUAGGAGAAGAAACAAUAGAAGGUACAGUUUCACUCACUCACAAAAAUAUUGAUGAAACGUUAGCAAAGAAUGAACUGGUGUUUAUCAACUUCUAUGCGCAAUGGUGUCGCUUCAGUAAUCUAUUAGCCCCAUUAUUCGAUAAAGCUGCGAGUAAGAUUAAAGAAGAAUUUCCACAGCCAGGGAAGGUAGUAAUGGCUAAAGUUGACUGUGACCAAGAAUCGGCUGUGGCUACUAGAUUCCACAUAAGUAAAUAUCCAACAUUAAAAGUGAUAAGGAAUGGUCAGCCAACUAAGAGAGAAUAUAGAGGGCAGCGAUCAGUGGAGGCGUUCCAAGAAUUUAUCAGAAAACAAUUGGAAGAUCCUAUCAGAGAAUUCUUUGAUUUGAGAGAGCUUAAUGAACUCGACGACAAAAAGCGUAUGAUUAUAGGAUACUUUGACAGGAAGGAUAUACCAGAGUACGAAUUGUUUAAAAAAGUUGCCACUAAUUUGAAGGACGAUUGCCAAUUUCAUGUUGGCUUUGGCACAUGCUCCAAUCAAAACUGCGAUAUCGGACAGCAUUUUCAUUUGCUGAAUGCGAGUAAAGCGUUGCAUCCUCCAGGAGAAGCCAUCAUUGUCUUCCGGUCGGAUAAGGCCUUAUCUAAUGACGAAGACGAGACAUACAAUGGAAGUUUGAGCAAUUACGACGAGUUGAAUGUGUGGGCGCAAGAAAAGUGUGUACCACUUGUAAGAGAAAUAACAUUCGAAAAUGCUGAAGAGUUGACGGAAGAAGGCCUUCCGUUCCUUAUACUGUUCCAUGCUCCCGACGACGUAGAAAGUGUCAAACUGUACAAAGAUAUCGUAACUAGGACACUGAUAAGCGAAAAACAAAACGUCAAUUUUUUGACCGCCGAUGGCUUGAAGUUUGCACAUCCGUUGCACCAUUUAGGGAAAAGUCCAGCAGACUUGCCACUGAUCGCGAUAGAUAGUUUUAGGCACAUGUACAUGUUCAAGGAUUUUAAGGACAUUCACGUGGAAGGUAAACUCAAAGCCUUCCUGCAGGAUUUGUAUUCCGGGAAACUUCAUCGUGAAUUCCACUAUGGCCCGGAUGUCAAUAAUGAUGUACCGCAAGUUACGGGGAAGCAGGUGACAACACCGCCAGAGUCUACAUUCAAAAAAUUGGCACCGAGCAAAAAUAGAUAUACGUUACUUCGAGAUGAAUUGUAACAAGACGAAAGGACUAAUGUGGCGUAAUGGAAAUUCUCGUAAUUAAUUGCUAUAUAGUUUACUAAUAAAUUAAAACGAAUUGUAAUCGGAAUUGGUAAACGAGUAAAUGUUUCAACAUUCGAUAUACACAGACAUGUUUAUUUUCAUAGUGUAAUUGCAAUACGAGUCUUC
Harpegnathos saltator (Jerdon's jumping ant) is the source of this 1558-nucleotide messenger RNA. RefSeq names its product Endoplasmic reticulum protein 44 (gene ERp44). The coding region runs from base 110 to 1387 and encodes 425 amino acids. Gene Ontology annotation, cellular component: endoplasmic reticulum membrane; endoplasmic reticulum-Golgi intermediate compartment. Gene Ontology annotation, biological process: protein folding. The transcript has 7 exons. Gene Ontology annotation, molecular function: protein disulfide isomerase activity. Lineage: Eukaryota; Metazoa; Arthropoda; Insecta; Hymenoptera; Formicidae. The record is from RefSeq and is a predicted model, not a curated record.